CCAAGAAGUGAAGUCUGUGGUGCACAUAUAUCACGGUCAAGCACUCUCAAUUCAUCGCACGGAGCUGUUUAGUAGUACAAUAACGACGACAGACAAGUGUUACAAUUAUGGGCUUUCAGGUGAACGAGAACUCGGGUAAUUACAUUCGUCAGUGGUUGCACGAUCACAUCAGCGAACCAGGUACCGACACAGUCAGACAACUACAAAGAGUGCAAUCAUGGCCACUUACUCUCAUGGCCGAAGGCAUGUCACUUCUUUCCGACGAAAUUGGAUACAUUGUUCUUAUCCCAUUCGCUCUCCAAUAUCCGCAAUACUUUCAUUUGAUCGCUUUACACGUGACAAAUCUGAUGCUCAUGUGCUUCACAGUAGGGAACCAAUUGAAGGAUAGAUUGAGGCUUCCAAGACCCAGGCAAGUGCAAGAUGCGGUACUGCUACUGCAGCACAAAGAUGAACAAGACUUUGGAUUUCCGUCUACACAUACGAGCGCAGCAACGCUGAUUGGAGGCUUCGUACUCAGUCCCAUAACCUGUAUAAUCACUGUCAUCGUCAUGGCGUAUUCACGAAUGUAUUUGGGUGUACAUUCGUUGACAGAUACAGUGGGGGGGGUAUUAUACUCAGUACCCUUGCUUUUCUGGUAUAUGAGUAUAGCGGAUCAGCUAGAAGCCUAUUAUAUCAGUGGAAGCUGCAUAUAUGAUAUAUGCACUUUCUUAAUCAGCGUCAUCAUUAUAUAUUCUCACCCAGAUCCCAACACAAUGAAUGGGAAAAGCACACGCGACUGGACGAUUGUCUGUGCGAGUCUGGCCUUCGGCAUGCAGUUGGGCAGUAGAUAUCGAUCCUCUCCCAUCGACAUGAGCACUGCGAUUGAUCUAUCUACCAUCGUCACGUGCUAUGUCCUCGAUAUGCUCGUAGUAGGCAGUAUCCGACUGGUGCUGAAGCCCAUCUUGAAGCCACUUGUACCGCCCGUAGUCGCGAAAUACAUAGUGUAUGGAGCACUUGGUUUAUAUAUGGCUAUGGCCGUGUGUUAAUUGCACUGUUAUAUCUGGCAAGUUGAAGACAAUAUGAGGCACACCCACAGUCUAUGACCUAUCGAAUGAUAUCACAAAAUAAUAGCAACACACUCAGUCUACUUAGCAAGACACAUAGCAUAACAAGAAGAGCAGCCUGCCACGGUAAACAGCUCGUAAGCAUGGUCCCGAAGCGUCUGGAAGGGCAGUCGGUACAUGCAGUAAUCAAGAAUAGCAAACCUGUCAAAUGCAUAUAUGGGCGCGUUCAUACCUGGAAAAAUCACCUUGGUUUGCAAGCAUUCAACAUACCUCGUGCGACAUAUCUGCAGUAAAAUGGCGAUUCGCGGGCAACAGUUCAAAACCGGGGCUUUUCAGAGAAUGAUGUAUAACGCUGUACUCAACUCCAUAUAGAGUCCAAGAGUGGGUUAAUUAAGGCUAAUUGGCCACGCAACAAUGAAAAAUAUAUUAAAUUUAAAAGGAUAGGCUCGAUGGGGGCGGUGCCAUGUGUUCUGCCGAGGGUUCUAUCAGCUGGUGAGCAGUGAAUCUAUAUAUAUAACUGUGAGACGUGAACCGGAGAGAAGCCGGUGAAGAGUCGACCAAUAAAUAAAACUAGCACGCACGAGCG
Sphaeroforma arctica JP610 is the source of this 1629-nucleotide messenger RNA. RefSeq lists its product as hypothetical. The record is from RefSeq and is a predicted model, not a curated record. Lineage: Eukaryota; Ichthyosporea; Ichthyophonida. The transcript is spliced from 3 exons. The coding region runs from base 108 to 1025 and encodes 305 amino acids. Gene Ontology annotation, molecular function: sphingosine-1-phosphate phosphatase activity.